This is a messenger RNA of Erythranthe guttata (spotted monkey flower), 2270 nucleotides long. Its product is annotated as alpha/beta-Hydrolases superfamily protein. Lineage: Eukaryota; Viridiplantae; Streptophyta; Magnoliopsida; Lamiales; Phrymaceae. The record is from RefSeq and is a predicted model, not a curated record.
AGAGAAAAAGGGAAGAAAUAAGCAAACGAGGGCCGAUUUCCAGUUCAGUUCUCUCUCUCUUUCUCUCUCUACAUUUUCUCUCUCUUCAUCUUCCCCAGAAACACUGCUCUGCUUCUUUUCUACACUUUAUAUUCAUCUUACCCGCAACAUAUACUUUUGCUUUCUUGUUGCUUGAAUCUUCAUCUACUCCGUUUUAAUUUCAGAGAAAAAAAGGAAAUUCGGAUUAAGAAGUCGAGGAAGAAUUUACAGUUUUGGUGAGAGAGAAUUGAGGGGGGCGGGGGGCAAUUUAAUUUAUCUAGGGGGCGAAGGAAAGAAAGAUCUUCAAUUAGUUGAAUCUGUUGAUGGAACAGCUUAUCAACUUCAUUAUAAGGCCGCCCAGAGCUGAGUAUAAUCCAAAAAAUGAUUUGUUAGAUCAAGAAUUUAUGCUGAAAAGCAGGUGGUACCAGAGGAAAGAUUUGGAGAUUGUAAAUGUUAGAGGAGAUACUCUCCAAUGCAGCCACUACGUUCCUAUUAUCUGUCCCGAUGGAAAUCCACUGCCCUGUGUGAUCUAUUGCCAUGGAAACAGUGGUUGUCGAACAGAUGCUAGUGAAGCUGCUAUUAUAUUGUUGCCAUCAAAUAUAACUGUUUUCACUCUCGAUUUCUCCGGUUCGGGACUUUCUGGAGGAGAGCAUGUUACCUUGGGCUGGAAUGAAAAGGACGAUCUAAAAGCUGUGGUUGAUUAUCUACGGGAAGAUGGGAAUGUUUCUUUGAUUGGUUUAUGGGGCCGCUCUAUGGGUGCUGUUACUAGCUUGAUGUAUGGAGCUGAAGAUCCUUCCAUAGCAGGAAUGGUUUUGGACAGCCCCUUCUCUGAUUUGGUUGACUUAAUGAUGGAAUUAGUCGAUACUUACAAAGUCAGGCUACCUAAAUUCACUGUUAAGUUUGCAAUCCAAUUUAUGCGGAGAGCAAUUCAAAAAAAGGCAAAAUUUGACAUUACGGACCUCAACACUAUAAAGGUUGCAAAGUCGUGCUUCGUACCAGUUCUUUUCGGUCAUGCCAUUGAUGACGAUUUCAUACAACCCCAUCACUCAGAUCGUAUAUUUGAUGCUUACGUGGGGGACAAGAAUAUAAUUAAAUUCGAGGGUGACCACAAUUCUCCCCGGCCCGAAUUUUAUUUCGAUUCUAUAAGUAUUUUUUUCAACAAUGUAUUACAACCCCCGGUGAAUGAAGUAGGGAGUACAUAUUUUGACUUGACUAAUCAGUAUUUUUCCAAGGAUAAUUGGAGUACCAUACAUGAUCUCGAUUAUUCUGAUGAAUUAUUGGGACCCGCACAUGCUGAUCCAGCAACUAGUAGCAACGAUGAUGCCAUUAAUUUACUUCGUUCGAAAAGACCUAUGAGUUCCAUAGUGGUUCCUUCAGAUAUUUCAUCCAAAGAUAAGCAACCCGAUGCCCAGGUGGAGAGUAGGGGUUUGGAUUCUCAGGCAUCAUCUUCUAAUAUGAUAAGCUUUGAACUAUCGAGCACCAGUCCGCGCGGUUCUCUGCCUGCAUCAAUAGACGAUGAUGAAUAUGUCGAAUACUCACUCGACACUUUGGCCGAUUUCCCAACCAAUGUCGAAGAAGAAGAAAGGAUGCUCAUGGUAGCUGUGCUGGAGUCACUAAAAGACAUGGAUGUGGGACCCCCUCGAGUCGAAGAAUCAUCGAAAGAUUCUUUAUCUACUCAAACCGAUUCCAUUAAAACUGAGCAAGUUUCCACCUCAGCAACCGAUUGUGAUACACUGGAAUCACAAACCCCACUUCCAAAUCCCGAUAUUCUUGACAAAAAUCAUCCAAACGAGCCCUUAAUUGAAAUAAAGAACAUAACAACCAAAGACACUGCUCCGUCUCGGAAAGAGGAAGAAAAAGCAAGAGAGGUGACAUCAUCAUAUAGUGAUGCACCGUUGGCCAAUGGGGGUUCGUCAGAAGCUGACAUGGCGGAUCGUACGAAGGUAACUUUGGAAGUCGAGAAAACACCGACCAAUAAUAUCAUGGAUGGUUUAUUACGGCGUUGGGAUCUCAAUUUCUUUCGUAACAGAUGAUUUAUUUAUUAUAUGACAUUGUUUAAAAAAAGAAAAGAAAAAGAUAGAAUUGAAUAUGUUUGGAAAGUGUAUUAUGUGGUGUGGGAAAUGAUGUUUGAUUGGUUGGUAGAUAAUAGUGUUUGUGAAUUAGUUUGGGAGUGGAUGGAAAAUAUGAUACAAGAACAGAGAAAUAUGUAGAGAAUGCUCUCUCCAAAUGAUAGUUUUAUUUUUCUUUCUUUU